AAAGUUUUACUGAGGGGUUUUUAAACAUUUCAUCUACUUCGUAGUUUUAUAUUUAAUCUUACAUUGGGAUUUAUAAGUGACACGACAUGUUAACCUUGUGAGAAAGCUCGAGCUUGUGUUCAUGAGCAUCUCCGUUAGUUUGCAUCAGUUUAUUAGAUGUUUUUAUAAUUUAAUUAGUCUAGAAUUUAGUUGUUGUUGUUUUUCGGUUUAUACAUAAUAAACAUUUAAGGAGCAGCUCCACCUGUUUGUUGUAAUCUAGCGGAACCAACACAAACACUGCAACUAAAUCAUUAACUGGUAUCCAUGCAACGGUGUUUGUGUCACAUGCUGAGGGUGUUGGUGUUUAAUGAUGAUUAUAACUAGACAUUUUUUUUUUUUACAGAUUUGUAAUCUUUCCUUUUUCACUUUCAGGCAUUGGUAUAUAAAGAUCUAGUGAAAACAACUAGAGUUGACCUAUGAGACAUGGACUCCGAUACAAGUAGAGUGUCCAGUCGGCCCUCCUCUCCGGAAGGAGAUGAUCUGUUCCUCUCUGCGGUGAAGAAAUCGACGGGUUUCUCGGGCGCAGUUUCGUCUACGCAGAGUGACUCACCCCCGGAGCUGAGCGCGGACAUUCGCGGCCUUUCGGGCGUCGACGAGAACGCGCUCGGCUUAAAGAUGUUCUCCAAGAAAGACCGCAAACUGCUGUCCGAGAAUGAGCUACAGACCAUCCGCCUGAAGAUCAACAGCCGCGAGCGCAAACGCAUGCACGACCUGAACAUCGCUAUGGACGGCUUGCGCGAGGUCAUGCCUUACGCGCAUGGGCCCUCGGUGCGCAAGCUCUCCAAGAUCGCUACCCUGCUACUGGCGCGCAACUAUAUCCUCAUGCUUAGUAACUCGCUCGAAGAGAUGAAGCGUCUCGUCAGCGAGAUCUACGGGGGCGGAGGUGGAGGAGGAAGCGGCGCCCACCACGCGACCUUCCACCCGUCUGCUUGUGGCACUCUGGCGCACACCGCAUCUCCACUGGCCAGCCAUGCAGCCGCUGCAGCCGCCGCCGGAUCUCAUCCGGUUCACCAUGCGCUACUCCCACCAACAGUGUCCAGCGCUUCUUUAACAGCGCCAGGCCUUUCGGCCGUGGCCUCAGUCAGACCGCAUCACGGACUCCUGAAGGCGCCGUCGGCUGGGGCGAGCCCCCUCACCUCGGGCUUCCAGCACUGGGGCGCGAGCAUGCCGUGCCCGUGCAGCAUGUGCCAAGUCCCCGCGCCUCACGUGCCCACCAUGAGCUCGGUCAGCAUGCCACGCCUGGCCAGCGACUCCAAAUGACUCAAUAACUUUUUUUUUCUAAACAUGCGGAUAAAUAUUAAGACUUUAUAUUAAGAGACACUUAAAGACAACGCGUGGUUUGAUACCGCCUCAUACACUUCUCCGUGCCACAAUCGGCUUUGUCUCCAAAAAAUAAUUUUUUGACAGCUCGGUGACACUAAUAUAGAUUUUUUUGCUAACACGUUAGCUGAAGUAGGCUUUACAGCAGGGUACAUUUAUUUCUGAGUCUAUUCUGUCUCUUUCAAGAAACAAACUUGGGCAGUAUAACCCAAACCUUGACGAUAAGAGUGUAAAUAACUAUGUAAAUAUGUAGUGUUUGUACAGUAUGAGAGCUUUUAUAUUAGGUUUGGGAUGAAUUCGUUUACCUGAGACUGAAGUCGUAUUGCACCUGCUCAUCUCUUUCUCGUUCUUUCUUUCCCUCUUUCUCCAUUCUCUCCUUUGUUUCCUUUUUCUUAUUUUGUUCCUGCUUUACUGUUGUCACUAUCCGACACAAAGAAUGAUCUUUUUUUUUUAUUAUUUU
Ictalurus furcatus (blue catfish) is the source of this 1819-nucleotide messenger RNA. RefSeq names its product oligodendrocyte lineage transcription factor 2 (gene olig2). The record is from RefSeq and is a predicted model, not a curated record. Lineage: Eukaryota; Metazoa; Chordata; Actinopteri; Siluriformes; Ictaluridae. The transcript has a single exon. Bases 463 to 1299 code for a protein of 278 amino acids. Gene Ontology annotation, biological process: neuron differentiation; oligodendrocyte cell fate specification; myelination. Gene Ontology annotation, molecular function: DNA-binding transcription factor activity; protein dimerization activity.